Spizellomyces punctatus DAOM BR117 is the source of this 1271-nucleotide messenger RNA. Its product is annotated as steroid 5-alpha reductase domain-containing protein. Lineage: Eukaryota; Fungi; Chytridiomycota; Chytridiomycetes; Spizellomycetales; Spizellomycetaceae. The coding region runs from base 10 to 831 and encodes 273 amino acids. The record is from RefSeq and is a predicted model, not a curated record. The transcript has a single exon. Gene Ontology annotation, biological process: lipid metabolic process. Gene Ontology annotation, molecular function: oxidoreductase activity, acting on the CH-CH group of donors.
CCUCACGACAUGUCCGAAGCAACCUCUGCUCUUCGACAGCGCACACCGGCAAAUGAGAGGGACGGCGCGGAUUUAGCUACGAAAGCAUCCGUCUCGCAGCGUUCUCCAUCCCUUCCUUUUCCGUACAAUCAUGUUCCAUGGCUGUACCCUAUCGCUUUCCCAACGGAGACAGAAACUGGCAUACCGAUUUGUUACGUGAUCGACACCAUGAAAGGCCUGACACUAGUGGUUUGCUUAUUCUGGAUGGCGCGGUUCGCCGCGUGGCAAAAUGCAGCUGCUGUGGUGUACACAGCCAUUCAUGGCACAUACGGAAUCCUUUGGAUGACGAAAUCUCGAAUGUUUCCAGAUCCAAAGUGGACAAAGCGGUAUCCUCUCUGGUAUUCAGUGCUGAUUGCGUCCAUGCUUGCUGGAUACUGGAUCGGGCCAUACCAUCUCAUGCGUAGUGGCAAGUCGGCUCAUCCUGUCGUCAUUUUUUUGGCGAUAACAGCUUGGGGACUGGGUGUGUUUCUCCAUUUUGGAUCUGAUUUGCAGAAAACGAUUGAAUUGGAGUAUCGAAAAAGACAUCCUACGGACAAGACUGGAAAAGGGCCAGGUCUCAUUACAGAUCGGUUCUUUGCGUACAACCGAAAUCCCAAUUACUUUGGAGAGUUGCUCAUUUACGGAUCUUUUCUGUUACUCUCUCGAGACCCAGCGGCGAUCGCCCUCUUUACAACAGUCUUUAUCUGCAUUUGGAUCCCCAAUAUGGAGCUCAAAGACCAGAGUCUUUCGCGAUACCCUGAAUUCGCCGAGUACAAGAAGAAGACGUGCUUUUUGAUUCCGUUCUUGUGGUGAUGAUGAUUAUAGCAACCGUUUGCAUUUGGUGGUAUAGCUCGUAUCGAGAUGUUUACCGUCCACGCAUAGCAGUUGGGCUGAAUAUGAUAUAUUGUAUAUUUGUAGAUAUAAUGCAUGGCUGUGUAUGCCUCUGUUCCAAUGUUGUUGCCCUGAGCUAGAUUGACAGUUCCCACCGCAUGUGAUUCAUUUUCGAACAAAUGCGAUACAAAUCCUGGUCCGAUACCAACACCGCGACUCGGCCCUUUUCAGAGCCUUUAUGAUGGCUGGCAGAUAUACUACUCCCUACUCUUUGUGCUUGGCUAAUUUCAUUUGUGAUAGAUAUGCUUGACUCUAUCAUGCUAGUGUUAGAACCAUGUGGUUGACAUGGGAGCUAUUGUCAGAUUGCACAUCCACAAGGGUCCCGAGUGUCAGAAUGCCAACACACGUAGAUACAAAAGGAC